This is a messenger RNA of Mercenaria mercenaria, 890 nucleotides long. Its product is annotated as AP-1 complex subunit beta-1-like. The coding region runs from base 1 to 837 and encodes 278 amino acids. The transcript has 5 exons. Lineage: Eukaryota; Metazoa; Mollusca; Bivalvia; Venerida; Veneridae. Gene Ontology annotation, biological process: intracellular protein transport; vesicle-mediated transport. The record is from RefSeq and is a predicted model, not a curated record.
AUGAGCAAACAGAUCAUAUGGAUUAUGGAUGUAACAGUGCAAGACAGUGAUAACCCUGAUUUACGUGACAGAGGCUACAUAUACUGGAGAUUACUCUCUACUGACCCAGCCACUGCUAAAGAAGUUGUACUUGCUGAGAAACCUCUGAUCUCAGAGGAGACAGAUCUGAUUGAGCCGACCCUGCUUGACGAACUGAUCUUCCACAUCUCGAGCCUAGCAUCGGUCUAUCAUAAACCACCCAAUGCAUUCGUGGAAGGACGGGGUGGACAGAGAAGAGUACUGCCAGUUAAAUCUCAAGGAGAAGGAACAACAGAGGAAACAACAGCACAUGUUGAGACCACUCAGCAACCACCACAGCCAACAGUUAUACCUGGAGCUGACUCUCCCAUUGGUUACCUUGUUGAUAUAGAUCUCGGACCGGGUCCGUCAAUGAUGCAACAGCAGAUGUAUCCACAGCAACCAGCAGCGCCAGUACCUGCGGGUGGAGCUGGUGGUGGUAUGGAUAUAUUUGGAGAUGGGUUGGAUAAUCUACUUGGAGGUGGACCAUCAGGAGGAGACAUGUUAGGUGGCUUUGGAGAUAUAUUUGGAAUGCCUCAGUCACAAUCAUACGUUCCACCACAGGAAGUCUGUCUCUCGGCUCCAAAAGGAAAGGGACUUGAGAUCACAGGAACCUUUGCACGAAAAAAUAACCAAAUUAAUAUGGAAGUUACUUUUACAAACAAAGCAAUGCAGCCUUUGACUGGAUUUGCAAUUCAGUUUAACAAAAACAGUUUUGGGCUGAUGCCAGCACAAGUUUUAAAAUAUUCGCACACCUCUACCACCCAACCAGAGUGCUAGUACAUCAUUACCAUUGAAUACUCAAGGACCUGUACAGAAAAUGGAGCCACUUA